Molecule: messenger RNA, 2460 nt
Organism: Zerene cesonia (dogface butterfly)
Lineage: Eukaryota; Metazoa; Arthropoda; Insecta; Lepidoptera; Pieridae
Exons: 2
Coding region: 50-1099 (349 amino acids)
Source: RefSeq, a predicted model, not a curated record
CGAAACCACACCAAGUUAUUAUUGAUCGUUAAGUAAUUUAUAGGUCACCAUGAAAAUGAACGCGAAAAAUUCGGAAAAUAUGUCUCAACGCGAAAAAUUUCAAUUGCUCAAUUCGGAAGUGCGUUCCUUUUAUGAAUAUUGUAAAGAAGUGGGUAUGAGUGACGAUGAGAUAGAUAUUAUUUGUCGCCCUUUGAUGAGUGCAGUGAGAAGGGCGACGAUUAAGAGAUGGCGAAGGAUCAUCCUAUUGUUUUUGCUGUUUUUGGCGAUUGGCUACAUUGUGAGCCAAACCGAUGCAUUCCAAUGGCAUAUUUCCGCGGUAGCUCGAUUGACGCUGAUAAAACUGCUGCCUUUAAUAAAUUGGACACCACUUUAUUACAAUCAAUGUGUACUGGAGCGAAUACCACUGCAGAAUUUUGAAGCUGAACCCGUUUCUACCAAUGACUGUAUUGCCUGUGAAGCUAUACAAAACAUCGCUCGCAUAGCCAACACGGAUCACAAUGAAGUGCUAAACCACCACCUCCUCAGAGGUGCACCUGUUAUCGUAACCGACGCGUACAUGGAGUGGUCCACCGGGGAGUAUAACUUCACAGGCCUCGUCAGCAACGACGACCGUCUCCGCGAAUCGGUGCCCUGCAGAAUCCUAACCAACAUACGUAUUGGGAAACAACCUAUGGACCUGCAGGAGAUCGUUUCGCGAAUAACAGAGAGCAACAUCCCAUCUUGGUUCAUCCACUUCCAGAACUGCGACAUUCGAGCCGUCAAAACAUUCCGAGUCCUCGCCCCCCGCCCGUACUUCCUCUCCCCCGAAAUCCCCCCCUCCCAUUUCAAUUGGUUGCUCCUGUCGAAGAAUUACGAAACGAACCGUUAUAAGUAUCUGGAGUUCGAUAUAGGCUUGAUUAUCAUGUCCCAACUGAAAGGGAACACUUUUAUCCAAUUGAAACCGCGAAUGCCAUGCGAAAAUAUAUGCAGUCCGGUGAAAAUUGAACUGCAAGAGACCGAGACGUUGGUUCUUAGUAAUUCCUUGUGGGAGUUUGAAUAUUUGCCCGGGAAAGGGGAGAAUUUAGCUAUGAUUACGGAGACCGACUGGGUUGAGACCUAAUUUGUGUAUUUAGACAAGUUAACACUGGUAUCCCGUAGUGUUGUAGGCUCCCUUUAUUAUUAUACUCCUUUAUUGUUCAAAAUAUUGAGUAUACGAUUUAUUUAAUGUUAGGUUAUAGAAAAUCAUGUCUAAAGUUAUUGAUAAAUACAGCUUUAUAUGUUAAUGUAACAGUAUUGUUUUUAUAUAUCGAUAUUAACUGUAUGUCUGUAGUGGAUAAGAUUUUGGGCAAAUCAUCAUCAUCAUCAUCAGCCCAUAUAUGUUCCCACUGCUGGAACAGAGAUCUAUGAGUGUUUGGGCAAAUAUCGAGUUUUAAUCAAGUACUAAUUAACACGAAAGCUAUAAUUUAUGUAGACGAUUUUUACAAUAUUAUAAUGUAUCCUCUACCCUUUGGCUAUGUAUAAUCAUAAAUCUAUAUCAUGUAAUAACACCCUAGAAGAGUUCAACUUUGAAUAAAAAUUGAAACUAUGCCUUGAUUCCAGUAACGCUAGCCAAAAAAUAAUGAUACAAUUUUUUGUUUGUCCGUGUCCGGCUUUUAAUCUAUACUAAUAUUAUAAAGCUUGUUUGUUUGAACACACUAAUCUUGGGGACUAUUGGUCCGAUUUGAAACAUUCUUUCAGUGUUAGAUAGCCCAUUAAUAAAUGGAGGCUAUAGGCUAUAUAUGUACCACGGGCGAAGCCGGGCACUAGUUAUUCGCCUACAGAUUCGUAUAUCGCGUUUAGAGUUAUUUUUCGGACGUAAGGGCAUGGAUAGCUAGCACCAACUUACUGCGCCCAAUAUGUAUGGCGAAUGGCGAUCGCGAAUGUGUAAACACUGAAGAAUUUAAUUUGAAUUCGUAUGUACGAAGCCGCGGACACAGCUAGUUUUAUAUAUAUGUACUGCUAACUCCUUUAACAUAUGUUCCCUAUAAUCUUUAGACAUUAUAAAUAUCUCUGUGCCAAAUAUUACCUCAUUAUAAAACUCACGAGUUAGCUCACACUUCUGUUUUCAGUAGCCUAACUCUCACAGCGCACCUAAAUAACGUCUAAGAUAUCAUUGUUCUAGAUAGUAUAAGUAUUAAAGCAUAUAUUUUUAUUAUUAUUAUUCAGUAAAUGAUAAUACACUUAUCAGUAUCCAUUCUUAAUUUGAUUUAAUGUUAUUUCUGAUUAUGAAGUUUAUGUAUAUGUUUUUAUUUUCAUACAAAAAAAUCAUGGAAUCGUAGAUUAUUUUAAGUUCAUUCUACGUAGCAACGUAUGCAUAUUAAACAAAAAAAUGUUCUGUCUAUAGGUAUAGAAUAUGUAAUGUAAGAUAAAAUAAAACUAUAUGUAUUAUGGUCACAUAUCAACGUUAAUAAAGUGAUGUUUUGUGUCUAAAACGCAACAUAC